AAACUGAUGUUCCGAAUUCCCGAAUGUUGCCGAACAGUCUAGAAUUAUUCUGUGUCGAAGACGGUGUUGCUUAAAUUCAUUUUUGUAAGUCAACGAGACAAAUUUUGAUGAACUUUUAUACUUUUGCAAAAAACUAUUGAACGGUUUACAUUUCCUGAACACGAUAAUUUUGGCGUAUCAUCAAACGAUCCUUUUCUUCAAAACAGAGAACAAUAUUUCGAAAAAAUCAAAGCAAGGUUAACCUCUAAAAGACAUUUUCUGGAAGACCUGCGUCAGCUGUGCGUGAAUUACAGCAUCGUUAAAGAUGGCCAAGUGGGGCGAAGGUGAUCCUCGUUGGAUUGUUGAAGAACGACCGGAUGCAACCAACGUAAACAACUGGCAUUGGACCGAGAAAAAUGCAACACCCUGGUCAAAGGACAAGUUAAAAGCAUUGUUGCAAGAUUUUGUCAUCAGUAAAUCUGGACAGGAAUGUAAAAUUGUCGAGGUUGAAAAGCUUGAUGGUGAAGCAACAGCCAACAAUAGGAAAGGAAAGCUAAUAUUCUUCUACGAGUGGAAUAUCGUACUUAAAUGGAGUGGGAUAGUUGACGAUGAGGAUGUAACUGGAAAGGUUACAAUUCCUAAUUUGUCCGAGGAAAACGAUAUCGACGAAGUUGAACUAACAGUGUCAGUGGACACAUCCAACAAUGCUUCGGAAAAGCUGAAAGUGUUCAUGUACAAUAUAGGACGUGAUAAGCUGCGGAAACAGCUUCAAACGUACGUGGAAACACUGAAGAGUGAUUUUGCUAAAGGCCUCAUUCUGCCGAAGAAAGGCGAAGAGCAGAACGGAAUAACGACUGUAAAACCGGAUAAAGAGACGGUUUAUGCUAGUGGUUUCAAUAGGCAGAAAAUCGAAUUAGAGACUGUGACCAGCGGGACCAAACAAACUGGUUUGAAGCUUGAUGUGAAAACGCUUGAAACCGUAGAACGGUUUCAAUGUCGGGCUCAUGAGCUGUACGAUGCGCUUACCCGCACGGAUAUGGUGACCGCCUUCACAAGGGGUCAUGUUAAAUUGGAUCUCUUCAAGGGAGGAGAGUUCGUAUUGUUUGGUGGCAAUGUUAGUGGAACAUAUGUUGAUAUCGUUCCUAACAAGAAAAUUACUCAAACAUGGCGAUUGAAGCAAUGGCCUGCGGGACAUUUUUCAAAUGUAGUAAUGGAGUUGAUUGAGAUGGAAGAUCAUACUGAGCUAAAAUUGACCCAAACGAUGAUACCGGCCGCUGAGUUUGAAGCAACCAAGACUAAUUGGAGCCGCUAUUAUUGGGAUAGUAUUCGAUCUGCUUUUGGAUUCGGCACCUUCCUAUAUUAACAGCAACAGCAGCCCAGGGGCAUACAUUAAGGUAUUGUCUACCGAAGCGUGAUCAUCUAUAGCUUAUGCAUACAAUUUUGGUCUGUGAAUGUUUACGAACGAAACUGAAUAAUAGAUACAGAUAGUUUAAAAACGCUUUCUCGACGAGAAAACUAUAAAAAGUCUUUGUAUUAUCCAAUCUAUCUGAACCGUCUGAAAAAAAAGUGGUUUAAAUGUUAUUAGUUUCUGCUUGAUAAUAGAAUUGCCACUACUUAUUGUAA
This is a messenger RNA of Wyeomyia smithii (pitcher-plant mosquito), 1602 nucleotides long. RefSeq names its product activator of 90 kDa heat shock protein ATPase homolog 1. The transcript has 3 exons. Gene Ontology annotation, cellular component: cytosol. Lineage: Eukaryota; Metazoa; Arthropoda; Insecta; Diptera; Culicidae. Gene Ontology annotation, molecular function: ATPase activator activity; protein-folding chaperone binding. Bases 305 to 1342 code for a protein of 345 amino acids. The record is from RefSeq and is a predicted model, not a curated record. Gene Ontology annotation, biological process: positive regulation of ATP-dependent activity; protein folding.